Molecule: messenger RNA, 2217 nt
Organism: Syngnathoides biaculeatus (alligator pipefish)
Lineage: Eukaryota; Metazoa; Chordata; Actinopteri; Syngnathiformes; Syngnathidae
Gene: foxq2
Product: forkhead box Q2
Exons: 2
Coding region: 1432-2208 (258 amino acids)
Biological process (GO): anatomical structure morphogenesis; regulation of transcription by RNA polymerase II; cell differentiation
Molecular function (GO): RNA polymerase II cis-regulatory region sequence-specific DNA binding; DNA-binding transcription factor activity, RNA polymerase II-specific
Source: RefSeq, a predicted model, not a curated record
AACAGUUUGGCAAGACAAAAGAAAUGUUAUCGUGCAAAGAAAAAACAAACACUUGAAAUCUCCUAAACACUUGUGAAAAUGUUGUUUCUAAGGUUAAACGUUUUGGCCAUAGUUUCAAAAGGUGCUGUAUGUUUGGUGCAAACGCAACACUGCUGAUCACCGAAUGAAUACUUUCCCUCCAGUGAAACAUGAGGUGAGCCCCAUCAUCUUUUGGGGUGUUUUUUCUUCAGUUAGAGCUGAGGUCUUAGUCAAGAAGGAAAAAAAAAUAUUAAAAGGAAGUCGGCGGAACGGUGGAGCAACUUGUUACAGCAUUGGCCUCACAGUUCUGAGGUCCCGGGUUCAAAUCCCGGCCCCGCCUGUGCAGGAUUUGCAUGUUCUCCACGUGCCUGUAUGGGUUUUUUCCGAGCACCCCGAUUUCCUCCCACAUCCCAUAAACAUGCAUUAAUUGUCGACUAAAUUACCGCUAGGUGUGAUUGUGAGUGCGACUGUUGUCUGCGACUCUUGUGAGGAUAAGCGGCUCAGAAAAUGGAUGGAUGGAUAAAAAAGUAAGUCUGCAAGGAAGUCUGGUACAACAUCCAAACUUUGAGGUUAACUAGAGGCCCCUUAGAGGGCGGCAAGUGUGUGCUGGUGCUUUAACUUGAGUUUGAACGUGAUUGGUUAAUUAUUACCACAGGCACAGCCCCAGUUUUAAGAGGGUGUGCACACUUUUGCAACCAUACAUCAAUUCAUUUAAAUUUCUCCUCUCGAAAACUCCUUUUUCCCCCCCUCAAUGCGUUGCACAGGUUGUAGGUCACAUUAAUGGUGGAAGUUUAAUUACUGCUCCGCUGUAAUUGCGAUAAGUCUUUGGACGGCCUCCCCAACUGGACAAAACAACUUUAACAGGAUAACAGUGGCAUCUAAAGGGCCUUUGACUCUACAGCAUGCAUCCCCGACGCUCCGUGUCUCGCGCAGUCCUGAGUGUUUAAUCUCACGUAAUUACACAGAUUUGCUGAGGUUAAUAAAAAUAAUCCGGCCAAAUCGAGACCCCCUACCUCGACCUCCCCUGCGCCCCCUUUACCCCUUUCUGUGAGGGAUCAAUUCCCGGUCAUAUAAAUAGUGCGAAGCCCAACUUUGAUCGAGGAGGAUUGCUGACCGUGGGGACUAACCGAAGAGGCUCCGACACGUCGACAAAAGUCCAGCGUUUUGAAAAAGUCGCCGCUUUGAACCUAACGGUCUGACGUCAUUUCCACGCGAUUGAGAUCGUGUCGCCGAUGAGCGCAUCAAGGUUAACGACAGUUGAGAGGCUCAUCUGUAUCGGUGAUCUUGUCAAUGCUACGACUUGAGCGAGAGCAGCCACGGGCGAGAGUCUGGGCCAUGCUUUAAAAGCCCAUCUUCCCUUAAAGACCACGGAGAAAUUUUCACCGAUUAGCUGAACCGUACCAUUUGUGAGUCAUGAGUGCCAGGUUUUUAAAACCAGAGAUGACGACGGAGGACCGGAGGGGCCGAGAGCGACUGGGACUGAGCUUCACCAUCGACUACCUCCUGUUCAACGUGGGAGCCAAAGAUCCCGCGGGGCAACCGAUGGCCGAGCAGAUGUCGCCCGAUGGCCACAAACCCAAAGAAGUGGUCGCCGUACAGGAGAGGUCAGCAGAGACCGGCGAAAGGGACGUCAGAGGAGAGGAGGGGGAUGGAGAGGGGGAGGAGGAGGUGACCACGACCACCACCGCGACGUCCGACAAAAAACCAAACCAGUCGUACAUCGCGCUCAUCUCCAAAGCCAUCCUGGCGUCGGAGCAGAAGAAGCUGCUCCUGUGCGACAUCUACCAGUGGAUCAUGGACCGCUACCCUUACUUCAAGAGCAAGGAUAAAAACUGGAGGAACAGCGUGCGCCACAACCUGUCGCUCAACGACUGCUUCAUCAAAGCCGGACGCAGCGAAAACGGCAAAGGCCACUUCUGGGCCAUCCACGCCUCGUACUACAAGGACUUUUCAAACGGGGACUACCACUGCCGGAGGACGCGACGGAGGGUCCGCCGGCCGACGGGGCAACCCCCCCUCUCGCCCCUCGGCUCGCCCUACCACGUUGCCCGUCACCACCGUGCGGCCUGCUGGUGCUGCCCACAAGUCCAGGCGCUUUCUUUAGCCUGUUUGGCCCCCAGACUCUACUGGCCUUGGUCCAAUGUACAAGUGUCAGAAUUUCACCCUGGUCUGCACGUCUCUGGACCUUAAGGCUGAAAC